Molecule: messenger RNA, 762 nt
Organism: Nelumbo nucifera (sacred lotus)
Lineage: Eukaryota; Viridiplantae; Streptophyta; Magnoliopsida; Proteales; Nelumbonaceae
Source: RefSeq, a predicted model, not a curated record
AUGACCUUCAUCAUCUCCACAAAAGGCUCCAAGUCGAUGGCCGACUAUCUCCAACAGGUCAAAGGCUACACAGAUGCCCUUGAAGCCACCGGCCAAGGUCUCUCGUCCAAUGACAUCAUCCUCUACACCACAGGAGGUCUGGGACCAGACUAUGAUCCACUCAUCACUGCCAUCACCACCAAACAUGACCCUCUCUCUCUCGAAGAACUUCAUAGUCUCCUCCAUCAGUUUGAGCUUUGCCUCAACCGCCAACACUCUACUCUCACUGACACUCAACUCUCUUCCAACUCAGUUGUUCAUAAACCAGGAGCUCGCCCACCCAACUCUCACCGGGGUGGUCGCGGUGGCAGAGGUAAGGGACGUUACAAUAACACCACUCCAUCUCAACCAAAGGUCACUUGCCAGGUAUACGACAAGGUUGGCCAUUCUGCUCUCUCUUGCUUCCACCGCUUUGAUCUCAGUUUUCAGGCAUCCAGAGGUAAUCCACCGUCUAAGGUCCCCGUUGCCUCCAAUACCCUGGAAUCAUCUGAUGGCGAUUGGUACCCCAACACUGGUGCCACGAAUCAUCUUACCGUCGAUCUUGGCAAUCUCUCUCUUCGGUCUAAUUACAAUGGCAAUGACAAGAUAGCCGUAGGUAACGGGACAUGUUUGGACAUCAAACAUAUUGGACAUAAUUCUCUUCAUACCUCUUCCUGUAUAUUGCACUUAAAAAAUAUUCUUCAUGUACCUGACAUCACCAAAAAUCUGAUAUCUGUUCGUUAG